AGGUGAUCCUAGCUGGUCGGUCAUAUGCGUACAACUAGCGGCUUGCCCCUCGUAUUCCUUCUGCUUUCUCUUGUGUUGGCCGGAUUCUGGGCUCCUGCUGCCUCCUUCCUCGUUCCGGCCCUUCCCUCCUUUGUAACGAACUUCGACUUUAAAAAACGAGCAACUUUAGGGGGACUUUCCGCCUCCACCACACGCGAUAGCAGCAAUAUGAGCGGCAUUAAGGUCGUUUCGGAGCCGGACGAGGCCACGCUGACAGAGAUGGGGGUGAGAAAUUGGCCCAAGUGGGGCUGUGAACCCUCAGAGUUCCCUUGGACAUACGGAGAAGCUGAGACCUGCUACAUCUUGGAGGGUAGCGUGACAGUCACGCCGUCGAAUGGCCAGCCUGUGACCGUGGGCGCGGGAGACUUGGUCACCUUCCCUGCGGGCAUGAGCUGCGUAUGGAAAGUAAGCAAGGCCAUCAACAAACACUACAAAUUCCACUAGUCACUCUUCCGCGCUCUUUCAGGAAGGCGCAGCUUGAAGUUCGGCAAUUGUCAGAUUAUCUAUGCGUAGAAUUUUUGAUAAACAGACGGUGGCGCAAAAUUAUGCAAUGAUGGAAUGAAAGAGAUGAGCGUAUACCCUGAUCAAUAUCUACAACGUAAAAGGAAUCACCAUUGGAAGA
Nannochloropsis gaditana CCMP526 is the source of this 661-nucleotide messenger RNA. Its product is annotated as enzyme of the cupin superfamily. The transcript is spliced from 5 exons. The record is from RefSeq and is a predicted model, not a curated record. Bases 25 to 483 code for a protein of 152 amino acids.